AUGGCUCAACGUCAACUUUCGCGCACUCUGCCCAAGAACUUCACCUUCUCCCUCGGCGACAAUGAACCCAAGACCCCCGAGCGCCCUCGGACCACUAUGAAUGUACCUCCGCCACCUCGUCACUCAAUCUCUAGCGGCCGCCUACCUAGAGUUCGGGCUCGCGCUGGUACCAAUGUCUGCGCUCGUAUGGACAUGGACAUGUUCCAAUUCCACGGUUCCGAUGUUCCACUGCCUUCAAUUGAAGUGCCCCAAUCGACUGACCUGGAGGCGCCUUCAGUCCGUGAUUUCGCCAAUGACCAGAGAUACCUUGCGCCUCCUCGCGCGCGAAUGGAUUUUAAGACGCCACCUGCGCAGAUCCGCGGCACACCUUUUGAUUCCUGCGACACGGCUAAUCAGUGGCCAUCGUGGGACCAGACACCUGGCCCAAACAGCACCAAGCGCUCAGACUCGGUCUGCUCGACUCUGUCAAAUUCUUCAAUUGAAUCCAUUGAAACUUUCGCGUCGCGACCAUCUGUAGGCAGUUUCACCAGUGUCGAGAGCGAUUUGUUUGACUCAUACUUCCCCUUGGAAAUGUCCAAAGAACCUGAGAUUGAGUCGCCUUCGCGACCUCAGAAACAGCCGGCGAAUGUCAAAGUGUCCAAGAAGUCCUGGACUCGAUCCUACUAUGACCCCGUUCAAGAUGACCCCUGGCAGUAUCCCCCUCUGGGAGUCACUUCGCGUGUUGCGAGACGCGCCAAAAAGACAUGGUCCCAAAAGAGCAGUCGCAUUAUUGAAUCUGUCUCGAUGAAGUCUGUUGACCCCAUUGAAAUGUCUACACCCAAGGCUAUGGACGAAGAGUCGCAGCCAGCCUGGCCCAAGUCUGACAGCAAGACUCGACGACGCCUCAAAAUGUUAUGCCGUCGCAAAUUCUCAAUUUCUCCCCACUACCAGCGCAUCAUGCAGUCUCGCACUCCCGAGCCUGUCACGGAGGUGUUCGGCCCUCCUACGGAUACCCGCGUCAAAGACUUCGCUGAUAACUCGGCCUACACUACUCGUGACCUCGGCGUUUCUCUUGUCAUUUCCUCCGAACCGACUCCACUUUCUCAGGUUACACAAGAGUUGCCGUUGACUACGAACUGGUUUAACAACCCUGUGGCUGCUCAUGUCGAGCCACCCGUGGCCAAGACCCCUAGUCAGCAUCUUCGUGUGGAAUCUGCUCCUAGCAUCCCUCGUCUGGGAUCUCCAUUUGUGUACAGCACUUGGGGCCCCGGUGGAUCCAAUCGCCAGGUUCAUGAUUCCAAUGCUCGACCUGGGACCGUUCAUGUUCCGGGUUAUCGUGCCCGACGCAACACGUACUUCGACCAGUCUUUGCCUGAUACUGAUGAUGUCUUCGCGAGCGUAUCCAGGGAACAGAAGAAUCCUUCCGACCAAGAAGUUGAACGUCGCUUGGAGGACUAUGUUCGUGAAAACAAGUUCCAAGACAUGGGCCAUGGUCGGCUCCGCAUUCGCAAUCGUGGAGCUACCACUAGCGCUGUCAAUCCCAGAGACAUGGACCAACUCUUCUCUCCGCCCUCGUCCCUCAACUCAGGCCCAAUUGAACCCGAAGAGACAACACCCAUUCUGAAACCCCCCAUGAACCCAUUGUUGGACCUUGGCGAGAACAUUAAACGCCUGGGCUCACCCUUCCGGAUCGAAGGAGGACACAAGCGUCGCGAAGCCCCAAAGCGAGUCAUCAGACAAGCACCUGCACUGUCUGAUCCAUUCUCGAGCGGUGGUCGUUCAUAUGUCAGACCUGAUAACAGCACUUCUCCAAUGCAUGUUUCUCCGGCUCACGUACAUGAUAAAGCACCAGAUACUUUGCCAUACAAUACCUCAGAGAACGGCCUUUCUGAUGCUGAGCGAAUUCGCCGGCAAAUCUUGAAUAUGCCCUUUACAAGCAACUAA
Messenger RNA from Penicillium verrucosum, 1923 nucleotides. RefSeq lists its product as uncharacterized. The record is from RefSeq and is a predicted model, not a curated record. The coding region runs from base 1 to 1923 and encodes 640 amino acids. Lineage: Eukaryota; Fungi; Ascomycota; Eurotiomycetes; Eurotiales; Aspergillaceae. The transcript is spliced from 2 exons.